Lobosporangium transversale is the source of this 294-nucleotide messenger RNA. Its product is annotated as cytochrome c oxidase. The record is from RefSeq and is a predicted model, not a curated record. NCBI's taxonomy places the organism in Eukaryota, Fungi, Mortierellomycota, Mortierellomycetes, Mortierellales, Mortierellaceae. The transcript has 2 exons. Gene Ontology annotation, biological process: mitochondrial electron transport, cytochrome c to oxygen. Gene Ontology annotation, cellular component: mitochondrial envelope. The annotation marks the transcript as partial.
AUGCAGGGACCUGGUGCUGCUCCUGGUGGCACUCCCACUGAUUUGGACCAGUCGACUGGUUUGGAGCGUGCUGAGUUGUUGGGGAAGAUGCAGGGCAAGGAUAUUUUCGACCUUUCUCCUCUUGAAAUUACCGUCCGCGGUACCAAGGCAAACCCCACCAUUAUCCGCUCUCGUGACCCCGUCCGCUACGUUGGAUGCACCGGUGUUCCCGGUGAGACACACGAGGUGAGCUGGCUCGUUAUUGAUCAGACCCAUGAGUUUGACCGUUGUGACCAGUGCGGUAAUGUCUACAAG